Molecule: messenger RNA, 4970 nt
Organism: Saccostrea cuccullata (small rock oyster)
Lineage: Eukaryota; Metazoa; Mollusca; Bivalvia; Ostreida; Ostreidae
Product: ral guanine nucleotide dissociation stimulator-like 1
Exons: 18
Coding region: 300-2402 (700 amino acids)
Biological process (GO): positive regulation of GTPase activity; Ras protein signal transduction
Cellular component (GO): plasma membrane
Molecular function (GO): guanyl-nucleotide exchange factor activity
Source: RefSeq, a predicted model, not a curated record
GGAUUUUGUAUGGCUCUAAAUGCUCGAUGUCAAUCCUGUUUACCUGUAUCCGAUGAAUUAUAAACUAUUGAUUUAUUCAUCUCAACCAUCUAUUUGUUCAGUGUUUUGCUAAAGAGAGGGAAAAUAAAAAUGGCCCAUAACUUUUCUAUUUCCGGAUGUUCAUACAUAAACAUGUCUGACCGGAAGUGAGAUUUGAUGCAGAGAAGAUAAUGAGAUGAUGGAAGUGAAGAUGUUUUACUAAAUUUCCCUGGGAAGCAGGUUUGGGAAACAAUUCAAAAACAUGAAGUAGAGGAUUUGACAUGGCCUUUUACAAUUCCGAAGGCCAGAAAGAUACAUCAAAACAGGAUGAUGUGACAAGAUUUUGGAGAGAAGAAAAAGAAGAUGGAGCAAUUUACAAUGUUUAUCUGAAGAAAGUGACAUACCACACAAUCUCUGAUUUGGACCAUUCCAAGGGGCAUUUGAUGUGGGAAACCCAAAAGAUUCGAGUCAUCAAAGCUGGUACAUUAGAAAAACUUGUUGAAAGUUUGGUCACAGCAAAAGGAGAGCUUGACUCAACAUAUGUCAACAUCUUCCUAGCUACCUACAGAACCUUUGCUUCCCCUAAACAGGUUCUGGAAAUUCUUAUCAAAAGAUAUAAAUGGCUGGAAAAGGACAGCAGUGAACACAAGGAAAAAAAAGAAAACAAUGAAAACCAACAAAAGACAUUUAAGAAUGUGAUAUCAGUGUGGAUGGAUACAUACCCUGACGAUUUCCGUGAUCACCCCGACUACACAUGUCUCACAGUAUUAGAGUCUUUCUCACAUCAGUUUAUACCAGACAGUGACCUCGAACUGAGGGCUCGGCACAAAAUAGAAAAAUUUCAAAGAGAGGCUGUAUCCAAAUCAGAUGGAGGUAUAAAAUUUCAGUUCUCCAUUGUGGAUGAGGUUGAUCACAUGAUUGAUGCUGAGUACCAGAAGCCUCUAGAAUUUCUAGACAUACCCAAUCAACGACUCGCAGAGCAACUCACAUACAAAGAUGCAGAAUUAUUUAAAAGGGUCAUACCCCACCACUGUCUGGGGGCUGUGUGGGCAAGGAGGGACAGGAAAUUGGGUAAAGGUGGAACCAUAGCCCCCAGUGUAUUGGCCACCAUUGAACAGUUCAACAGGGUGUCAUUACGGGUAAUAGCUACCAUCUUGAGAACCAGGGACCUCAAGUCUUCACUGAGGGCAAAAAUCCUCCAGAAAUGGAUUGAUAUUGCCCAGGAGUUAAGACAGCAGAAGAAUUUUUCCUCUUUGAAAGCCAUCAUAUCUGGACUCCAGUCUCAUUCAGUGUAUCGUCUGAAGAGGACCUGGGCCUCACUUCCAAAAGAGAGCAUAGAUUUAUUUCAAGAGUUGGCAGACAUCUUUAGCAACGACAAUAACCAGAUUUUAUCUCGAGAAUUACUCAUGAAAGAGGCUACAGCAAAGUUUCCCGAUCUCGAUUCCAACAAUAAGAUACUGAGGAGACGAAAUCUACAAAAACGCAGGUCCUGGAUAGAAAACGGGAUAGUUCAAGGUACCGUUCCAUACUUAGGGACCUUUCUGACAGAUCUAACCAUGAUAGACACAGCUAUUCCGGACCGCACCGAGUGCGGACUGAUCAACUUUGAAAAGCGGAGGAAAGAGUUCGAGGUGCUAGCCCAGAUCAAACUGCUACAAUCAGCGGCCCAGAUCUAUAAUUUCCAGGAAAACAAACAGAUUUGGUCCUGGUUUGAUUCUGUGCGGGUCUAUGAUGAAAGUGAAUGCCAUGACAUGUCUUGUUUGAUUGAACCUGUCAAAGAAGGCCCUGGUCGUUUAAAGAAGAAAUCGGCAAGUUAUUCAAGUUUGCUCAAAGUUGUCAAAAAUGGUGAUAAUUUGGGUACCCGCCCGCCCCGUUACGAGGGCAGUAAGCUGUCCCUGUUGAGUUGUGGUCUGGAUAAUUCCAGCGUCUGUAGUUCUAACAUGGACUCCCCCGCCUCUCCCUCACAAGGGAUGUCCCACUCCUCCUCCACUUCCUCUCUUCUGUCAUGUGACAGUGACACGACCGUGUCGUCACCAUUCCGAUCUUCCGACACCUGUGUCAUUAAAGUCCGCUUUGAGUCCGGACCUGAAUCAGAUACUCAUGUCUACAAAAGUAUAAUGUUAAAGAAUGCGGAUCACACGCACACUGUGAUAGAUAAAGUAUUGGACAAAUACUCUAAAAAAGGUCCGUCCAGUAACUACUGUCUACUGCAAGUUCUGUCUGAUGGAGAAUUAUUAAUUCCAGAGAAAGUGAAUGUGUUUUAUGCCAUGAACAAUAGUGGUGGUUCUGAACCGGUGUUUGUAGUGAGAACCAAGCAGGACCACGAAGCUCGCAUACAGCACAGGAAAAGGGGGCGGCGGAAACUCAAAAACUGGAGUCUCUGAUUGGUUCAUACUCUGUCCAUUCAGAAAGCAGGUGUAAAUUUCAUGGUGCAAUCAUGCUCUGGUCUCACAGUUCAUCAUCUGCAGCUAUUUUUUGUGUGCAAUAUAUGAUGUAGGGGUAAUUUAAUUAUAGAUUUAUGUCAUAUCUACAGUAAAAUUAAAUAUAGCAAUUUUGAGAAACAUGAAGUGGUAAAAAGGAAGAUGGCAAACUGCUCUAGUACUGUAGAUUCCUUAAUUUAUGUGGGUUCUGAAUAUAAUGAAAAGAUUCUGAGAUGUCAAAUUACAAGAUUCUUAAUUCGCAAGUGUGUCACUGUUUAUAGCAAGUGUUUACAAUUAUUUUAGCAAUAAAAAUUUUUAUUUGGCCAGUGAAAUUACGCAAUUAUAAACUACUUUCGUAUAUUCAGGGUCUACAAUAUUGUGUGCAAUAUUAAUGAGUGAAGACUGCCACACAAAUAUUUGAAGACUUUGUUCUAGAAUUCCCUUAUCUGUCUCUCAUUGUAACAAACACAUUCAAUGUAAACUCCUUGUAAAAGCAUAUACAAUUUUGGUGAAAAAUCUGAUGAUGUCUUAUGUAUUGAAUAAAAAGUUUAUACUUUUGCAGCAUAUCUAUGCAGGUGUAGAUUUCAUCAUCAGUUUCUAUGUUGUGAAAUUAAACUUGUGUGUUGUUUUAUCAUAUCGUCUUUCAAUGUUAGACAAAAAAGUAAUUUUUACCAGUAUUGCUGCAUAGGUCUGUAUUUUGGUAAUAUCAUAGUCACAAAAUGUUCAUGGAAAUACAGGUAUAGUUUUUUUUGUGUGUGUUUUUAAGAGGGAGAUUUGCUUUUAACAUAUGUGCAAAAUACCUGAAAAGUAUUUGUUAGAUGAUGUGAUAAACAUAAAGUUAUAGACAUAAAAUUAGAAAGAGAGUAAAAAUCAAGCAAAUUUGAUUGUGUUAGUAAAUUAAGUCUGAAAUGAUUGCAAUAUAAACAGAGAGAGAUUACAAAGAGAUCACAAGAAUGAUAUAAAAGAAGAUUUCAUAUUUUUCACAUUACAUUUGUUUCCACAGUCAGAUAUGUUUUUGUUUCAACAAAAUUUAAAACCUCUGUAAUAAUGAUCAACCCACCAUAAAAGGGCUUAAAAUUCUGUAACAUAAUAUUUUAAAAAUGUAAAUGAGCUUUGAUAGAGUGGGAGUGCAGUGUGUAUGAUUUUUUGCCCACGGGCAUCUUGUUUUUUAAUGCGACAGGGUGAUUCAUAAUUUUAUAUGUAGAGCACACAAUAUUUAUCAAUUAUUUUAAUGAUUAACUUUCUGAGAGGCACAUUUUGAAAAUGUACAGUAUUUUGUUCUUUAAAGAGUCAACCACAAUGCUGGUUUUGACUGACAUAUGAAAUGGCUAUAAUAAUUAUAUACGUCACUGUACGUCUUAGAAUAUAUAUAUUAUAUGAUAUAAUAUAUAAUAAUUAUGUUCUGUAUGGUUGUGAUAAAUAAUAUCCUAAAUGCUCUAUGACUAAACAGUAACUUAUACCUGUAACAUAGCCAGUAUUUGAAUUUUGAGGAAAUUAUGUCUAGUCAGUAGAGGUGUAUUGUUUUCCAAGCCCACCGACGGUUAAUUUUUAAUACGAGGUACAUCAUAUCUUUUCGAUACCCCAAUUAGUUCAUUUUUAAUAGUGCAAGUGUAUUUUUUUGAAACCCACCAAUGGUUCAUUUUUAUUAACUGCUGAUGAUUAAUUUAAUUAAAACUAUUUUACAGUUCUAAAAUUUUGGAAAAUUAAUGUGUUCCAAAUUUGUAGACAUCAAUAUUUUAUAAAAUGUAGUACUGUUUUCUAUUAAUUUUUUUUAAAUGUAUAUUUUUACGUAUACAUUUAAGACACAGGUGCUUGAUCUUUUUUGUAUUUAUGUUUAGAAAUCCAAUCAAAUUGCAUGUUUGUCAGCAUAGGAUAAAAAGAGUGUUCGUUUCUUUUUGUUCAAAUAAUGUUAUCUGAGUAUUUAUUAUUUAUUUCACAAACUUUUUAAGUAAUGGAUAUUAAAUAGAUUUUUUUAAGGUCUGUGAAAUUAAUUUGCAAUUUCUAAUUGUAAAAAGAGAUUCAAGCACUUUAUUUAAAACUACCGAUCGUAUAUUCAAAUUGGCAGCACCCACCAAUUAAUAUCAAUCUUAAUUUUUCUGUUCAUUGUUAAAUUUGUUUCUGUACACGUUUUUUUCUGUUUUAAAUUAAUUUAAAUAAGUUUCACAACACAGAUGCGUAUACAUGUAAUUCUUUCAACAAAAAAUAUCCCUUCAACAAAACAAACUUUUUAACUAGAUGUACAUGUACGAUACAAAUAAUAUCAACAUUUGUAUGGUAUAAAUUUUAGAGGGUGGGCAAGAUAGGAAUUCUCCAGCAAAUUAUUUUUGUCAGAAAUAAUACAUCUAAUGGGUAUGAAACAUACUUGUAAUAACCUCACAACAAUGUGGAUAAUGAGCUUAACUUGUACAAGUUAAAGUAAUUGCCACAAUGUUGUUAUAAGGAGGCUAAUCGGUACAGGAUCAAGGACUUUUGUAGGAAUUUCCUAUAAAAUGCAAUAAUUGUAAUGUUAUAAAUAAAUAUUAAUAUAAAAUA